AUGAUCAAAGCAUUGCAAGUGUUUUUGUUUCCAUUUUUGGCUCUCGUUAGCGGUCUCGUCUUAGAUGCCACGAAUCGCCGCAUACGAUUUCUUCGCAUACCGGAUACUAUAUUGAUAUUUUUGUUCGCACUUGGUACAAGUUUCAUACUUCACUUAUUCUUCCCAGAAGCUUUGAUGAGACACAUUGAUGAAACUUACACAUGGAAGACUGUUGAGCCAGGCGUCGUUGUUGGGGUCCUUUUACCUCUUCUGAUAUUUGAAUCUGCAGUAAAAAGCAAUUCACAUCUAUUCUUCCGCAAACAAUGGCUAUUAUUUGCAUUGACAGCUACAGUAUACUUUUUGACAUUAAUAUUGUAUACAGCGUUAAUGUUGCCCUUUCUGAGAAUCAUGGACAACUGGAAUGUAUUUACGGUGAUGCUAAUGGGUGCAAUUCUGGCCGCAACUGAUCCUGUAGCAGUAGUUGCAAUUCUGGAAGAUAUUGGUGCUCCCCAGCGGAUCAAAAUUCUUGUAGAAGGCGAAUCUCUGCUCAACGAUGGUCUUGCUAUUUUUGCUUAUCAAAUUCUUCUGAAUUUUGUUUUGAAAGAAGUGAACUUGCCAUCUCAUCCGUAUACUGUAAUGCAUUACAUCGCAAUGUGUAUAAGCUGCAUCAUAAUAUCUCCUCUGUUGGGCUAUACAACAGCUCACAUUUCUGUUAUGAUUAUCCGUCACGGCAUCAGUGAGGAGAAGAGAAUACAGAUGUUUUUGGUUAUUUCUGUUUACUUUGUUUGGCAACUAGGAGAAGUUACUAAAGGAUCAGCUGCCGUUGCGACUGUUUUUUACGGUGUCACAUUAAAUUAUUUGAGAGAAAGAUUAAAUCCCAAAAGUGUGGAAUUGACUUUGCAAAUCUGGACAGCUUUCGGUUACUGGGCUAAUUGCAUCGUAUUCAUGUUCAGUGGUUACGCUAUUGGAUUGUUACUCUUCAAUAAUCCAGUGGAAAUUGAUGUCAUCUACCACUUGAUCUCCGGUUUACUGUUGUUUCCGAUAUCGUUGGUCGCUCGUAUGCUAGCCUUAUUAGUAUUUCGAGAAUUCUGGAAUGCAACAGGCAGUUCUCACGUAGUUUACGACACUGAUUACGUUUUGCUAGCGUAUGGUGGGUUGAAGGGAGCUUUGGCACUUCUUUUAGUACACGAGUUCACUGAAAGUGUACAAAACGAUCCAUAUGCUAGUCGAGUAGGCGAAAAAGUCGUGCUCUAUGCUAGCUCUGCAGUUUUUGCGUGUUUGGUGAUCCAGGGCAUGACAUUUUCGUAUGUAACGAACCGCGAAGGUACUAAUCGACGUUCGCGUUACAUUAAAGAUUCAGAAAAGAACGUAGAACGUCAUUUAAACCGUACUCUUCGCACAAAUAUUGGAGCAAUGCGCAGGCAGGCCGAUUCCUAUCUCACGGAAGCUAACUGGACUGUUGUUAAUGAACAGAUCGAAGCUAAUGUUUUUAAAGGGUUCGCGAGCAACAUUGGACAGUUUUCACGAGUUCAAACAAGUAUGUAUGAUGAAUCUGUGAAAAGUAUAGACAGUCAGUCAGCUGAAGAGUCGACCGUAAUGAAAAAAGACAACAGUGAUGUCUGCAUAAGUUAUUAUAGUAUACUUUUGGCUCGAGUGCAUAGCUUGUGGACACUCGGUGCUAUUUCUGGUCGUGCAGCACAUUUGGUGAUCGAUCUUUUAGAGCACGGCGUUGAUGAAGGCAAAUUAACUUUGGCUGAUUUUCGAGAACAUUUAAAUUCAGCUGAUAGCAAGUGGCAUCAUCACAUUCAAUUAAGAUUACUCACCGCUUUACGGUGUUGGAUUGAUACAGAUUCAAAAUUGAACAGGCUGAAUUGGAUUGGCAUAUCAUUCUUGCCGUAUCCAGUUCCCACGAAUAGUUCGGUCUUGAUUCCCGUUCGUUCCAUGGAAUGGUGGUGCAUAUUUUCUGCUUUUCUGGCAGUCAUGCAGUCUAUUCUUAUAGCGUUUGUUAUUUUCUGGCAACCAUCGGUCGGAACAAAUGUUAGUUAUUCGGUACUGAUGCCUACAUUUCUGAUUGCUUUUGUGUUCUUCGUUGAAGAAGUGGUACAUUUCCACCGUUUACGGAAACCAGCGUAUCAGAUGGAAUUAGAGCGUUUGGAUAUGCGCUGUUCACAAAGCAUCAAUCGUGUUACUAUUGAAUUCAUAAUAUUUUUACUGUACAUAUUCUUGAUCAUCGGUAUUAUCACAGUUAUGUCUGUUUUGUUGGCUAAAUAUCCAAAUGGUUCUUGCAUACAAGAUGAUGGCCAGUGGAGAAUUUUAUCAGUCUGUAAUACAAUGCGUUUUCUACUCCUCACAUUAUUGGUACUUUUGGCAUUGUUAAAAAUACUUCGCAUCACACCACUGUUUGUUUUCACUCUGCAUGAAGCACUGUACACUGCAAACAAUUUAUGGAUUGUUGAUAUUCAGCUUUUACGUGUUCGCAUUCAAUUGUCAGCGUUAUAUUUUCUACAAUUUCUAUUGAGUCAACCACCAGCAAAGUUUACGUUUUUUCCUGGAGACUCAUACCAAGUCGCUUUGGGUGAGCAAAAGCAUUUAAAUAAAAUAGUGGAUGCUCUAAUACGCAAGGCAAUGAAACAAAGUAGAGAAGUUCUCGAUUUAAUUACCGUAAUCAAAACUAAACAGGCCAUUCGAAUGGCUGCACAAACAUUGGAGCAUACUGUAAUUGAUUUACAAAAGCAAGGAUUUUUGCACCAUGAAUCGAUGCAGCAAUGGGAGCGUUCAUUGGAUCGCUUACGUGAUCGUGGUGAACGUCUAAUUAGUUCGCCAGAAUGUAGUUUUCAAGAUGUUUUAGAGGCUGUUCAUUGGAUCCAAGCCAUAGAAAGCGACAAGAAGCAAGAUUUGAUAGAUAAAUUAGUAAAAUACUUUGAAAUGCAACCUGAAGUUGAACAGCCUGGUGGACAUUUAGUGCAGACAUUCGAGAAGACAAUGUAUUUCAUCCGGAAAGGAAUUUGCAAAGUGACCGAAAUGACAUUAUCAAGACGUGGAAAGGAGCAUAGGCAUGAUUACUAUGUGCAUCAGGGACGUUUCGUUGGAGAACGGAAUUUGCUGGACAAAAAUGAUUUUGCAAGUUUUAGACGUGAAUCAGUAAAAAAGCCAAAAGUUGAGUAUCGUACUUCAACCGAUUGUAUGCUUAUUAAAGUUGAUGAAGAUAUUAUGGACUUUAUCAGAUCAUUCGAUAACUCAAUAAUUCGGACUAUUUCACGCAAAGAACAAACUCGACGACUUAUAUAUGAACUUAAGGAGCAACAAGAAUCAUUCGCUUUAAUUACAUUAGAUGACUUCGAGAAAUUAUACAUGAAACGUGGAUAUUCAGUAAGUGGCCGAACAGAUGUUGAAGUUGGGGCUGGACGGAAACUAAUUGUUGGAUUUCGAGCGAUGAUUGUUUCUGUGAAACCACCAACAAGCUUAGACAAUAAUUAUCAUAUUCUGGGACCAUCCGUAGUCACUUUGAAGCCUGUUGGUGAAGAUGAAGGAAUGGCUGUAUUGAUCGAUAAUGAUCGCAGUGUCGAUCAGCCAACUUUAGAUGUUGAAAGUAAUAUUUCACUGGAAACGGAAACAGAAGAAGUGGACAAAAUGCUCUCGAAAAAGAAAACUAGCAUAAAGAGGAAAAUACUGUCAACAACAACAGCCAAACCUGUGCAAACACUCCCCGCUAUACUUGAGAAAGCAAAAUUACUUGGAGAAUCAGGAAAGAUAAAAACAGAAAUACGUCCAGUUUCGGAAAGAACUCAGCUAACAAAGAAGAUGACAAUGAUAAAACCAGUAUUGUCAUUAUCAAGCAAGGGCGGAGUACGUGGUCGAACUUUAGAUACGCAAACAGAUGAAGUUGAAGAAGACAUGAAGAAUUUUGAAAUGUGGGGAAAGAAGAAAUCAAAGCUGAUUCAAGACAAGCGUCAGAUUGAAUCUCAACUCACUCAGGAACUAAGUACUUCUACAAGCGGAAAAAGUUCAAGCGUUGAAGGUGUAACAAAGUCGAAUGGAAAAAGAAAACAAGAAAGGUGA
Thelazia callipaeda (thelaziosis nematode) is the source of this 4038-nucleotide messenger RNA. NCBI's taxonomy places the organism in Eukaryota, Metazoa, Nematoda, Chromadorea, Rhabditida, Thelaziidae. The record is from the annotation of a GenBank genome assembly.